ACAAAGUUCCCUGGUUCUUGCCUACAGGCUGGGCGCACGUAUGUAGCUGAAAGUCCAAAUGAGAAAACAUGUCUACCAGUUUUCCCCGAGAAACUGGAACGAGACGGUAACCGUCGCUGAAAGCCUGAAACUAUGGUGGGUGCAAGUUCAAACUGCAGAAACGAAGCAGCUGCAAUGCAAACGAGGACAUUUGGACAUCAUCCAAGCGCCCCACGCCUUGUCCGUCGGAGCUGGAGUUGGACCGGACCCUGUCCAAAGCAAUAAUGCACAAACGCCAUUAACAUUAUCUACCCAGCCAGCCAUUACUAGGCUCUUUCCGGGCCUUUAAAAUAGGUGUCCCUCCCGUCUCCACCUUCCUCCAAUAGUUGCGCUUCCACUUCCACAUCGGUAGCCAUCGCUGGCUGGCUCCAAGUACUGGACUCCCUCCUGAGUCGGGAGGAAGCAAUGGCGGCUGAGAGGAGGCAGCAGCAGCAGCAGCACGAGGGCGCGGUGGCAGCGGCGGAGCCGAGCGUGGCGCGGCGGCUGUGGCGCGUGGUGCGCGCCGUGCUGUACAUGCUGCGGCGGGGCCUGCCGUCGGGCCGCAAGCUCGGCAUGGACCUGCAGCUCCUCCUCCACCGCGGCAAGGUCGCGGGCGGCCGGUUCCUCGCCUCGGCCCAGCACGGCCGCCACGCCGCGGCCUUCUCGUCCCACGCCGGCGCCGGCGCCGGCGCGGGGGGUUCGUUCUCGUGCGGCGCGCUGGACCCGAGCGUGGCGGUGCACGAGCCCUCGCGCAGGCGGCGCGAGGUCGAGUUCAGCUGCAGCAACACGCCGUCGUCCGCCUCGGGCGUGGGGGGCCUCGGCCUCCUCGGCGCCGCCAGACGCCGCCGCCGACGCCGGCGGCAGCAGCAGCAGCAGCAGCGCGACGAGCCGGAGCCGGCGGCCGGCGGCAGCGGGUACCUGAUGCAGUACUACAGCUACGACGCGGCCGAGGUGGCGCGGGUGUUCGAGAUGCUCAGCGACGAGGACGAGGACGAGGACGUGGUCGACGUCGACGACCGCGGCCGGCUCUUCGGCGGCGACGCCGUGCGAGUGCCGGUGCCGGGCGCCUCCUCCGCGACGCCGUCACCCGCGCAGGCGCAGCUGCUGCGCCUGGUGGCGGCCGCGGGUACGGGCAGCAGGAAGCAGCAGCAGCAGCAGGCGCGCGUCGGCGUCGCCGCCGGGUCGUCGGCUUCGCCGGCGGACGGCGCCGCCCAGGUGGACCGGCGCGCGGACGAGUUCAUCCGGCGGUUCUACGAGCAGCUGCGCGCGCAGAGGAGCGCCGCGUCCACCCCCGACUGCUACGGCUACGGCGUGGGCGGGGCCAGCCCCUACGCCGCGCGCGCGCCGCGGCCCGUCACCGCCGGCAUCGCGUAGGGCCGCAGCAGCAGCACUACUUGCUUCACGUGUGGCUCACUGCGCGCGGCCCCGGGCUGUCAGUGGGGGGUGUGUGAGUGUGUCAACCAAGCUGCAUGAGCCACCCUCGCGUUCCCUCUCCCGGGUUCCGGGCCCGGCGAGUUGUGCACCCAACUCGAAACAGCUAAAAUCAUGUGCUCUUAUUGUCUCCCAUAAUCUUGCUUAAUCUACUCAGUAUUUCUGUUAGGUUGUAGAAUGAAAGGAGUUAAAUUAAUUAACGUGUGGCAUUCGUUAUUAGGAA
Molecule: messenger RNA, 1672 nt
Organism: Zea mays
Lineage: Eukaryota; Viridiplantae; Streptophyta; Magnoliopsida; Poales; Poaceae
Exons: 1
Coding region: 445-1392 (315 amino acids)
Source: RefSeq, a predicted model, not a curated record